AUGGAGGCCCCACUAACCAUCUUCUUUUUCAGCCUUUUCCUGCUGGUGCUGCUGGUGGGGAUCCUGGGUGAUGGAUUCAUUGUGGGGUUGUUGGUCAGCGAGUGGAUCCGACGCAGGAAGCUCCCUCUGUGUGACAUGAUUGUGGCCGGUCUGGGAGCCUCCAGGUUCCUCCUGUUGUGGGUUGCAGUGCUGAAUGGGAUCUGUGCCUUUAUCGUCUCCAAAUUUUACCAAUACAGUAUUUUCUUCAUCUUCUUUGCCUCCCUGGCAGCAAUACUGACCCCUGUCUCUUUCUGGAUGGCUGCCGGGCUCAGCUUCUUCUACUGUGUGAAAAUCUCGACCUUCACCCAUCCCCUCUUCUUCUGGCUGAAGCAAAGGAUUUCGGGACUGGUGCCCUGGUUCCUCACUGGCUCCAUGCUGGCUUCCUGUAUCCCCAUUAUCUCAUUCACCACUGGCUAUAAGUUUAUCUCCAUCUGGAAGACUGACUCAGGGAACAGCACCGAGGUUGAGGGGAAAACCUUCCAGUCACAUUAUAUCUUAUUCGUGACACUUAUCACAUUAUGCGUCCCGUUCUUCCUGCUCCUCGUCUCCUCCAUCCUGUUGACCACCUCCCUCCAGAGACACCUACGAGCCAUCCAGCACCACGGCCCCAGCCUGCAGGACUGCAUCACCAAGGCUCACACCCGUGCUCUCGCAAUGCUGGCCUCCUUCCUCUUCUUCUACAUUUUGUAUUUCAUCUCCCUGAUCUUCACCUCGGCCUUGAUUGUUCCAUUUGGGAGUCCCUGGUUGUGGCCAGUACAGACAGUUACUUACUCGGGCCCAAUAUGCCACACCUUCUUGCUGAUGUGGAGUAACCCCAAAAUCUGGAGGGCCUUAGAGAGGGGUCUGCAGCGUGUCCCAGCCUGUUUGAGACCAUGUGGGACAGCAUAA
This is a messenger RNA of Ornithorhynchus anatinus (platypus), 927 nucleotides long. Its product is annotated as taste receptor type 2 member 134-like. Gene Ontology annotation, biological process: G protein-coupled receptor signaling pathway; detection of chemical stimulus involved in sensory perception of bitter taste; sensory perception of taste. The record is from RefSeq and is a predicted model, not a curated record. Bases 1 to 927 code for a protein of 308 amino acids. Gene Ontology annotation, cellular component: membrane. The transcript has a single exon. Gene Ontology annotation, molecular function: bitter taste receptor activity; G protein-coupled receptor activity. Lineage: Eukaryota; Metazoa; Chordata; Mammalia; Monotremata; Ornithorhynchidae.